AUGGUUCGAUGGUCCAGAUCUAAUACUCGGGAUCCAUUCCUCGAGAGCGGGAUCAUCAUUGGUGUUAAGGACGCAGAUUGCCUAUUCUGCUUCAGUGAUAGACAAAGAACAAAGACGAUGACCCUCCGGUGGUUAGUACGGACUACACAGAACACAGACAAUGGAAAGGCAAGCUGUUGGAACCAUUUUGAAACUAGUGGGCAGAGGUAUGCAGAGCUUUGUGUUCUUCUUCUGUCACUGUCUCUUCUCUCGCUGUCUCUCCACCCGCGAGGAGGGAUAUGGGGAACGACAAUCUCACUACUCUCACUACUAUCAUGGAGGUGGGAAAUGGAGUUUUGUAAGGUUUCGUGCUUAUUCUGUUAUGGAGGUUCUGUUGAUGGAAGGAGAGUUCUGUGGAACCCUCUGUUGAAAUCACGGGUGUUUAAGAUUGUAAUGGUGUUCAAAGGGAUGAUUAGGAUUAUGGCUAUCAAUUGUGAUUCAGAAAUAUCACAUUUAUCAAUCAAUGAUGGAUCUCGUAUGGCACAAUAUUAUGAAGGCUUUACGGGCAUGUUUGUAUUCACGAUGUCCCAAGGAAGUCUAAUGGCGUCUGGUGGGUGCAAUAAGAGCAAAGACAAGCUUGCAACACGGUUGAAGAUUACAGUUCCACAGUUUGACAAUACAGAACUCAUUAAUGCAUACUCCCGCACUCUCAUUGGGCGUUAUAUGAAUCCUGUGGCGCAGGAGAUGAAGUCCUUAUUGUUCAUGCUACCUAGAAUCUGGAAGGUGGAGGACCGUGUUGCUGGGGCAGAUCUAGGCAUGGGGCAGUUUCAAUUCGAUUUUGAUGAGGAAGAAGACAUUACGGCGGUACUGCAAAUGGAACCAUACCAUUUCGAUGGCUGGAUGGUAGUGUUGAGGGAGAGAAGGGAUGAAACCCGAGACAGAGUUGGAGUACCUAGGGGAGAAAUCAAAAGCUACAAGGGAGCUUUAGUAAGUGCAGGAGGAGUUGGCAACACAUCAACUUCAUCUACUAUUGCGGAAUCUUCUAAGGGGAAGGAGAAAGCAUUGGACCCUCGGGAGGACAAGAGAAGGCAAUAUAAUGAUGGUGACAAAGAGAGACAUCAUGGGGAUAAUAACGGGAGUCUCAGGAUGCCACCAAGAGAACGCAGAAACCAGGGAGGGGUUACACGGGGUAUUCAAAGAAACAUUGGAGGACAGAGGUUCAUGAAUGGGGAUAUGCGCACGGAGAAGAAAGUGGAUUAUGCAGGGAUAACAGAGGCAACAGAUAAGAAAAGCCCAUCUAAGCACUCAGCAAAAAAGGUACGAAAAGGCAUCGUUAUUGAAAAAACAGUUCUAGGAACGGAUGAACUUGGCAAUAUGAUUGAUAGAAUGGGUAUGCUGGAACCGGGGACUUUGGUAGAGGAUAGUGUAGAUGCAUAUUUAGAAGAUGACAUAGAUUUGCUGGCUGAAUACGAUGGUGACAAUGGGGCCACAUGUAAGGAUAUCAUGGAGGAGAUUAAUGGGAUUAACGAAGAGGUCUUAGGGGAAGGGACUGAUAUGCAAGGUUACAAAGGACCCAGUUAA
Molecule: messenger RNA, 1560 nt
Organism: Thlaspi arvense
Lineage: Eukaryota; Viridiplantae; Streptophyta; Magnoliopsida; Brassicales; Brassicaceae
Source: the annotation of a GenBank genome assembly